GGCGCUGCUGUUUCCUGAUUGAGAGACGGAGGGGAUGACGCAACCACUGUUCAGUGGACGCAACGAGGGGGAUUUAAAGAGGAGGAAAGGACCCAAAUGAUGAAGAAAAGUGGGAUGAAACACGUGCUCCUGCUGGGUUCAGGCUAUAUGUCUGAACCUGUUGUUGAAUAUCUGAUUCGUGACGAGAAGAUCCAGGUCACUGUGGCAUCGGUACUGAAAAAGCAGGCAGAAGAUCUUGCAGCCAAAUAUCGCAACACCACUGCCGUCCUGCUGGAUGUCAGCAGCCAGGAAGAAUACCUGGACUGCUUGGUGCAAGAUCAUGAUCUGGUAGUCAGCAUGCUGCCUCAGGCCUUACACUCGCUAGUUGCCAAGCACUGCAUCAAAAGGAAAGUGAAUAUGGUGAAUCCUAGCUACAUAAAUGCUGCCAUGAAGGAGCUGCAAAGCAGUGCACAGGCGGCAGGUAUCACCAUUUUGAGUGAGAUGGGGCUGGACCCAGGCAUUGACCACAUGAUCGCCUUGGAGUGCAUUGACCAGGCCAUAGCCGAUGGCUGCACUGUGGAGUCAUACAUCUCAUUCUGUGGCGGUAUUCCUGCACCUGAAUGUUCAGACAAUCCUCUUCACUACAAGUUUAGCUGGUAUCCUUACGGUGCCCUUCUCAGCACUACUAGACCUGCUGUCUUCCUCAAGGAAAACCAGGUGGUGAAUAUCCCAGAAGGUGGUUCUCUGAUGGAUGCCGCAACUGCAAUGGAUUGCUUUUCUGAUUUUAAGCUGGAGGGAUUUCCUAACGGUGACAGCACAGUAUAUGCAGAGUUGUACGGCAUCCAGACGGCACACACUCUGAUCCGAGGCACACUGCGCUUCAAGGGUUUCUCAAAGGCCAUGAGCAGCUUUGUGAAGCUGGGUUUGAUUGACAGCGAGCCCUGUGCAGCACUGCAAAACACAGCCACUCCUGUUUCCUGGAAGGAGCUCAUUUGUAAGAAGAUGGGAUGGUCCUCCUCGAUGCCCAGUGAUGCCUUUGAAAAGGCUGUUUAUGAAUGUAUUGGAAAGGAUGACUUCAGGAUGGACACCCUAAGAUGGCUUGGGAUGCUGAGUGAUGAGUGUGUUCCUCAUGCAGACAGUGUUCUGACUGCUCUGGCGAAUCACCUGGAACCCAAACUGUCCUACAGUGAGCCUGACACAAAUUGGUCAUUUCAGCAUGCUUUGAUUGAUUGACUGUCAAUACACAAAAGGACUAUUGUAUGCAGAGUAGCAUACAAGAAAAGCACAAAUUUCGUCUGAAAUGUGGCUGUAGAAACUGCAGACAUGGACACAACUGGUGAUACAAAAGGAAUGUGAGAGUUCCACCCUGAAAGUUGCUGCGUAUUGUGUUGGAAUCACUAAUGUGCAUAGGCAGAUCCAGCAUCAGACACAGAUUUGUGGAGCCCCUUGCAUUGCUCUGAGGGAGGCACUUUUUUUAAGGCCAUAAGUGUAAAAUCCUAUUUAAUCAGGGGUUUCUCCCCUGGGAUACUUAAAAAUUUGAACUGUUGAAUAUGCAAUUAUAACAGUUUGAGAAGGAAAGAGCAGCUUCUCAUGUCUGACUCAUGUGAACAAAGCGCAGGUCUGUAGUGCAAGUGCAGGCUAAAUGCAUGCGAGCGCAGUUUAAAUGCACAACGCAGCUCAUACCCAAUGUGAGUUUUCUGUAACUGUGAAAUUCACCAUUUCUUUCACUCUUUCAUUCUCUUCUAGGGCCCUCCAUAGUCCUUGAUUAAAGAAAUGCCAUAUAUCCAUCUUUUCCUUCAGCAUAGUU
Messenger RNA from Thalassophryne amazonica, 1786 nucleotides. RefSeq names its product alpha-aminoadipic semialdehyde synthase, mitochondrial-like. The record is from RefSeq and is a predicted model, not a curated record. Gene Ontology annotation, molecular function: saccharopine dehydrogenase activity. The transcript has 10 exons. Bases 97 to 1212 code for a protein of 371 amino acids. NCBI's taxonomy places the organism in Eukaryota, Metazoa, Chordata, Actinopteri, Batrachoidiformes, Batrachoididae. Gene Ontology annotation, cellular component: cytoplasm.